This is a messenger RNA of Photinus pyralis (common eastern firefly), 2172 nucleotides long. Its product is annotated as T-box transcription factor TBX20-like. Bases 198 to 1784 code for a protein of 528 amino acids. Gene Ontology annotation, molecular function: RNA polymerase II cis-regulatory region sequence-specific DNA binding; DNA-binding transcription factor activity, RNA polymerase II-specific. NCBI's taxonomy places the organism in Eukaryota, Metazoa, Arthropoda, Insecta, Coleoptera, Lampyridae. Gene Ontology annotation, biological process: heart development; cell fate specification; positive regulation of DNA-templated transcription. Gene Ontology annotation, cellular component: nucleus. The record is from RefSeq and is a predicted model, not a curated record. The transcript has 5 exons.
AGAGACCCUAACCGACUUUGAGAGAGAGUCAGUCUACUAGGAAACCCCACAUAUACUGGACAGUAGUCAUGUUUUAUUAAGGUUGACAGCUGUUUAUUAUAAACGGGACGAGAAAGAAAAAAAAUUAUCGUGGUGCUUAUAGUGAUAGUGACUGAUUUUUUCUGUCGAACUGAUAUUUCGGACGUGUGCAGUGUGAUAUGCUACUGGGAGCGAUGCCCGAUGAAAGCGCCGCGGCGUUACUGCUGCCAACUGCAAAGACGCGAGCGACGGACUUCUCCAUAGCUGCUAUCAUGGCUAGGGGCGCCGGAUCGCCACAAUCGUGUACGCGGCCGCCGUCUGUACAUUCCACUUCAAAUGAUGAACAAAUACAUGAUGAUCAUCUCUCCAGAUUAAGCUCGCCCGGUUUAGACGACGGCCUGGAAGAUGACGACAUCGAAGUCGACGUCGAAAUUUGCUCGGACGGUGCACCCUCUCCUAGACCAAAUAAGAUAAAAAUGCUCCGAGAAUCUCCACCGAUUUCCGAUUGUGGAUCGGAGGCGGCGGAGACGGACAGAAUAUCGCCGGACUUAGUUUUAGAUCGGCCCGUAUCGAAAACAAAAAUCCUAUGCAACUGUGAGGAGUUAGUUAAUAUAGAAUGUCACUUAGAAACUAAAGACUUGUGGGAUAAGUUUCACGAUCUCGGCACCGAAAUGAUAAUAACGAAGUCUGGAAGAAGGAGGAUGUUUCCAACGCUAAGGGUGUCAUUUACGGGCGUACGACCGGAGCAACGAUACGCUGUGAUUUUGGACAUCGUACCUGUAGAUAACAAAAGGUAUCGUUAUGCAUAUCAUCGUUCAUCGUGGUUAGUCGCUGGUAAAGCUGACCCACCUGCUCCCUGUCGUCUUUACACGCACCCGGAUUCUCCAUUUACGGGGGAACAACUCCGGAAGCAAGUCGUCUCCUUUGAAAAAGUGAAACUCACCAAUAACGAAAUGGACAAGCACGGACAUAUCGUGCUCAAUUCAAUGCACCGUUACCAGCCAAGAAUUCAUUUGGUCAAGUGGAAGGAUCACACCGGUCCCGUCACCGAUUUAGAACAAGAGCAGUAUCGAUCCUUCAUCUUUCCAGAAACGGUUUUCACCGCCGUCACCGCCUACCAAAAUCAAUUAAUUACAAAAUUGAAGAUAGACUCAAAUCCGUUCGCGAAAGGAUUUCGUGAUUCCUCAAGGCUCACCGACUUUGAUAGAGAACCGAUGGACAGCUUGUUCAUGGAGCAGCACUUCCUACGAAAUUCCCUGCGACUCUACGGAGAUCCGCUCGAUGCAGAAAACAACAAUUCCGGCUCGCUUUUCUCGGCCGCGAUGAUGGAGAAGGCUCGUGCCCACAUACAGAUGUGGGGAAGAGCUGGAGGUAAUCCCUACAACCCCAGUGAGCUACACGCGAUGUUGCUCAGUGGUGCACCAGGACAGUAUUUAGCACGUAGCGCAGUUCCUUUAGGUAUACCCACACAAUUGUGGAGUCAAAGCGGUGUCUCAUGGCCUAAUCCCAUUCACGGCGGAUUGCCCCCCGGUUUACUGGGCCCGCCGCCCCCUCACAGGCCGCAAAUAACUCCCCCGCCUCCCCCAUCCUCAACACCAAGUUCCUCGUCUGGAUCGCCCAGUCCUACCACCGUAAAUAGCUCUUCCGAAUUACGUCUCCCCAAAGCACUAUUUCCGAGCACCUUACACCGCUUCAGCCCGUACACUCCCUCACUGUCAAGAACUUCAACCUCAUCCAUUAGCCCGACGUCACGGUUAACCCAUUGAUCAACUGUCCUGCUGUAAUCCAAUAUCCUACCAAAGAAGUGUAUGCAUAAGACUACUGUAUGAUAUCACUGUACAUAAUCAAUUUAAAUAUAUUUAUUACUUAGUAGUUUAUUAUGUACAAAGAAGUUCUUUACGUCGUAUAUUUUGUAUAAAUGUACUAUUUAUGACAGUAUUACGUUUACCAGUGUGUUUUUCGAAGAGAGAAACUAAACUAUAUAGUAAAUAGACUCUCGCAUUACGUGCGGAUCAUUGUGUUCCUUAUUAUUGUGUAAUUUUCGUGUGAAUAUACAGUCACGUGUAUAUUUUAUAUUAUUUGUUUAUUGCCUGGGAUAUUCUGUUUAUACUUAUUAGCCUCGUUGUUGUUAUGUAAAUAUAAACAUUACAUGGA